AUGCUUCAUAAUAUUGAAAACGGCGAAGAUACAAAAACUCUGAGCGUUCUAGAUGCAAUUCUAAUGAUAUCGGAAGCUUGGGAAAAGGUCACACAGACCACCAUAGCGAAUUGCUUUCGCCACAAAGCUGUUGACUUUUUCACACCUACCCACCGAUUUUCUACAGAUGAAGAUGACAACUUACCACUAGCUCAAUUGGCUGCUCAAUUACACAGAUCUACUACCACAGAACCAUUGAUUGAAAUAGAAGAAUUUAUUGGAAUAGAUGACAAUGUUGACGUGUGCGCCGUAGUUACUGAGGAAGAGAUUCUUGCAGAAGUUGAAAGUAAUAAUCGUAACACUGAUGAAGAAAACGAAGACCCCCAAGAGCAGUUCCAACCAACAACACUAUGCGAGGCUAUUAAUGCUAUAAUAGUUUUACAAAAUUUUGUUGAUUUUAACAGAGUUUAA
Messenger RNA from Parnassius mnemosyne (clouded apollo), 450 nucleotides. The record is from the annotation of a GenBank genome assembly. NCBI's taxonomy places the organism in Eukaryota, Metazoa, Arthropoda, Insecta, Lepidoptera, Papilionidae.